AUGUCCAGCUGGGCUUAUUACUUGCACCUGCACGAGCAUGUGAAGGAUCAUACAUGCGGCUUUGCAACAUACUGCAUAUGCUCAAUGGUACAUGUUGCACAUUUACGCACUACCACAACUGACAGACCAACUAUAUCGGCGAGAGCAGUUCUUCAAGGUACAGCAGAAUUGCCAUGUGACAUACGUCCUCCACGACAAAACGACUCUGCAAUUUUGGUUGUUUGGUACAAAAGUGAUAUUACACCUAUUUACAGUUAUGAUAUGAGAGGCAAACAUUCUGAGAAGGCUUCGCAUUGGAACGACAAAGAUCAUCUAAACGACCGAGCAUUCUUCAGAACUGCCGCUGAACCGGCAACCUUAAAUAUCAAUAACAUCGAAGAAAAAGACGAAGGUGAAUACAGGUGUCGGGUAGAUUUUGCUAAAAGUCCAACCAGAAAUUCAAGGAUUCAUCUAACAAUCAUAGUACCACCACACAAGCCAAAUAUCAUCGAUGAACAUGGGAAAACUGUGUCAACAAUAACAGGGCCAUACGAAGAGGGCGGUGACAUGAAAUUACAGUGUCUUGUAUCUGGAGGUCGUCCAGAACCAAAAGUGAGGUGGUGGCGUGGAGAAAUGCUUCUUGAUUCGAAAGAUGAACGAGGGGAAUUUCCUGGUUUACGUAGAAACACUUUAACAGUUAAAGAACUUUCAAGAGCUGAUCUUCAUGCAGUUUUUACCUGUCAAGCAGCUAACAACAAUAUUAGUCAACCUGUUUCUGCCUCUGUGGCAAUCGAAAUGCACUUGAUGCCAUUAAGUGUAACAAUAUUGAGCAAUGAACACUCACCUCUUAGCGCCGAUAGAAUAUACGACAUUAAUUGUAUGACUGUUGGUUCAAGGCCACCAGCUAAGUUAUCUUGGUUCAUGGAUGAUAGAAAAUUAACUAACUACACGGAAAAGGUGUCUCCGGAUGGUAAUAUGACGAGCUCCACGAUAACGUUAAAACCGACGUUACUCGAUCACGACAAGGUAAUUACUUGUCGAGCGGAGAAUCCCAAAGUUCAACGAGCCUUUAUAGAAAACACAUGGAAAUUAAACGUUUUUUUUGUACCAAUUUUACAUUUGGAGCUGGGAUCGAACAUGAAUCCGGAUGAUAUUGAGGAAGGUGAUGACGUUUACUUUGAAUGCAAAGUACAUGCUAAUCCUGAUGCUUAUAAAGUUGUAUGGAAACAUAAUGGAAAUGUAAUUCAGAACAAUGCAAAAAAUGGCGUGAUAGUACAAAAAUAUGGUUUAGCUUUGAGACAAGUUAGUCGUUCUCAAGCCGGAAAUUAUACCUGCAUUGCUAGCAAUGUCGAGGGAGAUGGACAUAGCAAUAACGUUGAACUUAAAAUUAUGUACAAGCCUAUUUGUGUACCGGACCAGAAACGGAUAUACGGUGUAGCACGUCAUGAAGACGCCCGAGUAAUUUGCAAAGUCGAGGCGUACCCAGCUCCGGACAGUUUUCGUUGGGCUUUCAAUAAUACAGAAGAAAUGAGAGACGUGCCUCAGGCACGAUAUAAAAACUCGACACGUCACAGUCAAAGCGUUCUUACCUAUCGACCAAUCACAGAAAUGGAUUAUGGCACUGUGUUCUGUUGGGCGAGUAACACCGCUGGUCAGCAAAAGAACGCCUGUGUAUUUCAUAUCAUUCCAGCAGGAAAACCUGAAUCGCUAUACAAUUGCACACUGUCUAAUCAAACAACUGAGUCUCUCUCGGUAGAGUGUUCUGCUGGUUUCGAUGGUGGCCAACCGCAACAUUUUCUUCUGGAGGUGUUUGAUCAGCAUACAGGAAUACUCCAAGCGAACAAGACGUCUAAAGAGAAUGCUGCAUUCACAGUCCACGAUUUAGAACCAGGUAAAAUUCUCAAUAUGGUUCUGUACGCUGUGAAUGCAAAAGGAAGAAGUGAGCCUACUUUAUUGGAGGGAUUUACAUUGAAAAUUGCGGAAAAACAGACGGGGACUCCGGUACCAUUCGAACUUACUCCAUUAUUAGGAGGAUUAAUUGGAAUGCUAGCUGCAUUGCUUGUGUUUACCGUUACCAUUCUAUUAGCUAUGAAAAUGAAAAACGGAAGAAGGACACAGAGACCGAGUGAUCUACCAUUAAAAAAGGGCACCGCGCCUAGUUCCGAAGAUUUAUACGAUACUGACGACAGAAAUCCGGAUGUCGUACCCAUAAAUAAAGGUUCAGAUUAUCAAUUGGCGGGAUCACUAUCCGGCACACCUUUGGCUGUACAAAGUACACCAGAUGGACUUCCGUCGACUUCGCUAUCCAUACAACAAGUGAAUCAUCUACAAGGAUUGUCACCCUACUCACAGGAAUAUAAUAAUUAUCCAACUUUAUCGUUAUCAGGCCAGAUAACGUACACCGAACUGUGUCUAGCACGACCAACAACAUUAUCAACAUUAGCUACCGAUACGAAAUUAUCAAGCAUAAGUGGGAGCGGUAGUUUAAGCACGCUUCAGGGUUACGGAAGCGGGGUGGUAGGUGGUAAACCGUACACGAAAGAAGCGACGAUUUACGCUUACAUAGAUCAAAAUACAAGACCACUAAAAAUCGAUGCGACGGUCGCAUCGCCGUGCACAUUAGAGUCUUUGUCGAAAAGUGCAUUCCAGGAUUUUAAUAUUCCGGCAACGAAUAACAAGCACCCGACGAGAGAGAUUGUCACUGUACGCGCGCCGUUAAUAUCAACUCAAGAGAGUUGUGUAUAG
Molecule: messenger RNA, 2724 nt
Organism: Habropoda laboriosa
Lineage: Eukaryota; Metazoa; Arthropoda; Insecta; Hymenoptera; Apidae
Product: synaptogenesis protein syg-2-like
Exons: 14
Coding region: 1-2724 (907 amino acids)
Molecular function (GO): protein binding
Source: RefSeq, a predicted model, not a curated record